AUGGCGAUCCAAGGGCAAGCUCUAUGUAUCUUGAUGACCGUCACCUGUGGUCUGUCAUAUCUACUCUAUGGAUAUGAUCAAGGGUUUAUGUCAGGAGUUCUACUGGUCGAUGACUACCUAGUCGUUAUGGGCAACCCGUCUUCCUUCAUGCAGGGUCUGCUCUCGAGUUUGUAUACGCUGGGCUGUUUCUUCGGAAGCAUCACUAGCAUGAUAUGCAGCGAGCGACUCGGUCGCAAGAACCCGAUCUUGAUCGGCACCUGCUUCAUUUUGGCUGGUGCCACGAUCCAGACCGCGGCGUAUUCCCGCGCUCAAUUCCUUGUUGGUAGGAUUGUGGCGGGACUGGGAACGGGUCUCAACACUUCUCUUAUCCCUAUCUGGCAGGCUGAAACAUUACCUGCUCGCAAAAGAGAGAAAUUCGGGGCGUUGCAAAAUGAGCCUUUUCAGUGGAGGUUUGCCGUUGCGGCGCAGUGUGUUUUUGGCGUUUUGCUUUUAGUUAUUGUGCCUUGGAUGCCAGAGUCUCCUCGAUGGCUUUUUAUACAUAGCCGAGCAGAUCAAGCUCUAGCAGUCAUAAUGAAGAUGCAUGGGACACCAAAUGAGGAUGAUGAAGAAGUCCAGACAGAAAUUAGAUUGAUCAAUCAGGCAAUUGAGCUGGAAGAGCGCAACGGUGCCAGCAAGUGGAUUCACCUGUUUAAAAACGAGAAGGAGACCCAAAAUCUCCGUCGCGUCUUGCUGGGAUGGUGGCUCAUGUUCAUGGUAAUGUGGUCUGGAGUAUGCAGCAUUGGCUACUAUAUUUCGUACUUGCUGCAGAACUCUGUUGGCCUAGACCACAAUCUCUCAUUGCUGCUUUCUGGUUUCAACGGUCUUUGGUACUUGGUCUCAGCCUUAAUACCGUUCGUUCUCAUCAAACAUAUCGGUAAACGUUGGUGUCUCAUGAUCGGCGCUUUCGGCAUGGGCUGCUGCUUUCUGACUAUGUCCUUGACCAUUCGUUCUGGGACAUAUUCUGCAUCUAUCAUCUGCGUGAUUGCAUUCUUUCUCUAUUAUACUUUCUUUGCGCUCGGUUUCCUCGCCGUGCCAUGGCUGUAUAAUGCCGAGAUUUUGCCUUUGCACCUACGCUCGCGAGGCAAUGCCAUCACCACAUCGUCUAACUGGAUCUGGAACUUCGUGACAGUCAUGGUGACUCCUUCCGUGAUGAGCAAACAGGGCUGGAAGGGGUACUUGAUUUUCACUGUCUUCAACUUCUGCUUCAUUCCUUUUAUCUACUUCUUCUACCCCGAAACCACCGGCAGACGGCUCGAAGAGAUCGAUGCAAUCUUUUACAAGACCAGUGCCAUUGUUGCUGGCACUGAGUGGGCUAGGAAGGGCAAGUUUGAAACGACUCACCUGGAUCAAAUGUUACAUGACAGUGAGAUUGCCAAAGCAGCUAUCUAUGCCGAAGAUCUUUGA
Molecule: messenger RNA, 1443 nt
Organism: Penicillium riverlandense
Lineage: Eukaryota; Fungi; Ascomycota; Eurotiomycetes; Eurotiales; Aspergillaceae
Exons: 5
Coding region: 1-1443 (480 amino acids)
Biological process (GO): carbohydrate transport; transmembrane transport
Cellular component (GO): membrane
Molecular function (GO): carbohydrate:proton symporter activity
Source: RefSeq, a predicted model, not a curated record